Molecule: messenger RNA, 1212 nt
Organism: Ochlerotatus camptorhynchus
Lineage: Eukaryota; Metazoa; Arthropoda; Insecta; Diptera; Culicidae
Exons: 3
Coding region: 1-1212 (403 amino acids)
Cellular component (GO): nucleus
Molecular function (GO): DNA binding
Source: RefSeq, a predicted model, not a curated record
AUGGCGAAAAAAUCAGCAUGUAAACAAUACUCCGAAGAGGCUAUCACAUCAUGCAUCCGAAGCAUAAAAGCUGGAAAAUCAGUUUAUGCCGGAUGCAAAGAGUUCGGGAUACCCAUCUCCACCAUUCGAUACAGACUAAGUGGCCAAUGGCAACAAAAAUUCAAGCCUGGACCACACUCGGUGCUAUCAACAGAGGAAGAAAAUAAAGUUGUCACAUGGCUUUGUGGGAUGCAGGACCGCGGAUUUCCUGUUACACGUGAAGCGCUGAUCUUUAAAAUAGCAGAGUUUCUGUCAGCGAAUUCACGGGAGAACCCAUUCAAGAAUAAUCGACCAGGACGAAAAUGGUUCAAGGCUUUUUUGCGACGUAAUCCAGGAUUUUCUCUCCGAACACCGGAACAAGUGUCAACCGCAAGUGGGCGAGUCACCGAAAAUGAUAUUCGGGGUUGGUUUGAGACAGUGGACAACUGGUUGAUGAAGAAUGAAUUGCGUGAAGUACUGGAGGAUCCGACACGAGUGUUCAAUGAUGAUGAAACAUCGUUUUACCUUCACCCCAGUACAAAGGAGGUUAUUGCGCGGACAGGAUCCCGCAAUGUUUAUGAAAUUGAACAGGCAGCUGGAAAGCAAAAUGUCACUGUGAUGUUUUCCUUCGGAGCAUCUGGAGUUGUCGUAAGUCCUCACGUCAUUAUUCCGGGAAAGCGCAUCCGAAAAGAAGUGGCACAAGGUUUUCCAUCUGAUUGGGGCCUGGGUCAGAGUGAACGUGGAUGGAUGGACACGCACAACUUCCGUGAAUACAUCCUAAAAAUUUUCCAUCCAUUCCUCGUGAGACAAGGUGUAAAGUUUCCAAUAAUUUACUUCGUCGAUGGUCAUUCUUCACACAAAGCGGUGGAAGUAGCGGAUAUAUGCCAGUCUUUAGGAAUCGUGCUUAUUUCUCUGUAUCCAAACACGACGCAUAUUACGCAACCGCUGAAAAGCGAAUGGAGAAAAGUGGUUGAAGAAUGGAGAUUAAAACAUCAGGCUGGGGAACGUCUAGAAGCGAUUCGGAAGAAAGAAGCAGAUAAAAAGGAGAUUGAACAGACAAAGAAAAGGAAGGCACUUGAUCGAAAAGACGCAAAGAUGAGAAAAGAAGAAGAAAAGAUAGCUAGAAUGGAGGAACGUGAGCGAAAGAAGAAGGAGCCUAAAACGAAGAAACCAACUCGGAAAACUAAAAAUUGA